Molecule: messenger RNA, 3582 nt
Organism: Sarcophilus harrisii (Tasmanian devil)
Lineage: Eukaryota; Metazoa; Chordata; Mammalia; Dasyuromorphia; Dasyuridae
Gene: RGL2
Product: ral guanine nucleotide dissociation stimulator like 2
Exons: 17
Coding region: 808-3096 (762 amino acids)
Biological process (GO): positive regulation of GTPase activity; Ras protein signal transduction
Cellular component (GO): plasma membrane
Molecular function (GO): guanyl-nucleotide exchange factor activity
Source: RefSeq, a predicted model, not a curated record
GCUCCUGCUUUGUUCCCUCCGUGUCUAUCACUGUCCCUUUUCUGUACACAGAUGGUGUACUGUCUGUUCUCCCUUGUUUGAGGAGGAGGGGUUUGUUUCCACAGUAACCUGAUCCUCCUGCUCUGGGAUUGGGGAGGAAGCCCUCAGAUUUGUCACCCCUCCCCUUAGCCAUGGGGGAAAGUUUAGGGAAAAGACCGGGGAGUUUCCUCUACUGGGAGGGGCCGAGAUGAGGUCGGUAGUGGAGGUGGAGGAAGUGUUUGUCUAUGUGGUGGAGAUGUCAGAUGCCGGAGUUUCUCUGGGGAUGGGGUAGCCAGGAGCUCUGUGUGGGGCCCCAGGGCCUGUACUUCUGGGUCCUGGGCUAAGUUAGAGUGAUGUGACCUGUUAGGCUGGUUUUUCUGGACUGGUUUUAGGAGGGACUGGGGCCACGUGACCCUUGAGUCUUCUCCACCCCCACUUUAGCUUCCAGCUAAUCCCACUUCCCCUUCUUCUUCCUGUCAGGAUCGGAGCUGCUGCCUUGAGGAAGGGGGUUCUUGGGGGUUGAGAGGAGAGAGAAACAGAGGAUGUAGGGGGAAACUCACAGGGGAAUACGGUUGUGGAGAGUGGGGGAGACAGGCCAUUCCCCAGACUUAGACAUUGCCCUAGUUGGGAGGCAGGGAACUGAAAUGAAACUAUGUAACUCAAGUUUCUGUCUCUGCCUGCGUCUUGCCGCUGUGGGAGGGAGGGACCCCCAGGAUCUGGGCUUGUGUCCCCAAUCUUCCCCUUCACUGCAGUGCCCCUCCCACCCCCCACCCCUCAACAGGCACUGAGAUGGCUUGGAGGAGGGGGGACUGCCUCCUUCCCAAGACAAGGGAUCCGGGGUUCACAACCUCUCCCACUGCCCUAACUCGAUGGUACUGCUCCCCUCCUCAGGCUCCUGUGUCUGUCUGGGAUGAAGAUGAGGAUGGUGCUACCUUCACUGUCACCAGUCGCCAAUAUCGGCCGCUUGAUCCACUGGUUCCUUUGCCUCCUCCUCGUUCUUCCCGUCGACUUCGGGCUGGGACUCUGUCUGCUCUGGUCAGACAUCUGCUGGAUGCCAGGACAUCAGGGUCUGACUUGACCUUCAUGCCAGCCUUUUUGGCCACCCACAGGGCAUUCACCUCCACACCGACUGUCCUGGGAUUGUUGGCUGACAGAUUGGAAGCCUUAGAAUCCAGUGCCAGUGUUGAUUUGUGCAGAACAAGAGGGUUAGCCAUCUCUGUUCUUUCAACUUGGCUGACCUCUCACCCUGAGGAUUUUGGCUCUGAGGUCAGGGGACAACUUGACCGGCUUGAGAGCUUCCUGCUACGGACAGGGGAUGAAGCAGGGGAGGUUGUUGGGGGGGACAUCGUUGAUCUCAUCCAAGACCUCCGAUCCCGGGUGGCCCUCCCAGUCCCUGACCUUCCUAAGCCCCUGGUUUCCCCUGGCGAUCCCCCUGCUGAUCCCACGGAUGUCCUGGUGUUCCUCGCUGACCACUUGGCCGAGCAGCUGACCCUGCUGGAUGCGGAGCUGUUCCUCUCCUUGGUCCCUUCUCAGUGCCUUGGCGCAAUAUGGGGCCACAGGGAUCGGCCUGGUCACUCCCACCUCUGUCCUUCUGUCAGAGCAACAGUUACUCAGUUUAACAAGGUAGCUGGAGCUGUGGUUAGUUCUGUCUUGGGAGCCACAGCAUCUGGAGAGGGCCUUGAAGAGGUGAACAUCCGGCCUCUCCGACCCCCCCAGAGGGCAAGGCUCUUAGAGAAAUGGAUCCGGGUGGCAGAGGAGUGUCGUCUUCUCCGGAAUUUCUCAUCUGUUUAUGCUGUUGUGUCAGCCCUUCAAUCCAGUCCCAUCCACAGGCUCCGGUUGGCCUGGGGAGAGAUAACCAGGGACAGCCUCCGCCUCUUCUCCAGCCUCUGUCAGAUUUUCUCAGAGGAAGAUAAUUAUUCCCAAAGCCGGGAGCUCCUACUCCAGGAAGCAAAAGUGCUAAUGCCGCUGGAGUCAAACAUCAAGAAACCUGUGAGAAAUGUGCUGCCUCAGGGUGGGGGUGUGGUCCCAUACCUUGGCACCUUCCUGAAAGAUCUGGUAAUGCUGGAUGCAGCCUCCAGGGAUGAGCUGGAGAAUGGCUACAUCAACUUUGACAAGAGGAGGAAGGAAUUCUCUGUCCUGUGUGAGCUUAGACGUCUUCAGGAUGAAUGUCGACGUUAUGACCUUCAGCCUGAUCCUAAUGUCCAGCAUUGGCUUCAAGGGCUCCAGCCUUUGACAGAGGCUCAAAGUCACCAUGUGUCUUGUGAAGUGGAGCCAUCUGGAGUCAGUGAUCCCCCAGCUCCCCGGAUGCUUCGGCCAACAUUGGUCAUCUCUCACUGGACAGAUGUGCUAGGAUCUGUUGGUGGUCCUACUCCCCUGGUCUCUUGGGAUCAGCCUGGUCCUAGAGAAGAUAGCACGACCGACUCUCCUGCUCCCUUGCUCACUCGCCUUGCCCAGCACAUGAAAUGGCCAUCUGUUUCCUCUCUGGACUCUGCCCUGGAUGGGGCUCCUUCCUCUCACACUCCUGCCAAUCCUAGUUUCCUCUCCCCAACAUCCCGUUCUCCCAGGCCCACCCGAGGUCACCGCCGCUCUGCCUCUUGUGGCUCUCCUUUUAGCAGUGGAUCAGAGGAGGGCACUGCCAUUGGGACAGGCUCUGGGAGUGGGAAGGGAAGUGGACCAGGGGCCUCUGACUGUCGCAUCAUCCGUGUGCAGAUGGAGCUUGGAAAUGAUGGAAGUGUCUACAAGAGCAUACUGGUGACAAGUCAGGACAAGGCUCCAAGUGUUAUCAGUUGUGUCCUGAAAAAAAAUAAUCGGGAUCCAGCAAUAGCUGCAGAUUUUGAAUUGGUGCAACUUCUGCCAAGUGAUCGAGAACUGACUAUUCCACCAUCAGCUAAUGUCUUCUAUGCCAUGGAUGGUGCCUCUAGUGAUUUCCUGUUGAGACAUCGACGGCAACCCUCUUCAGUAAUUCCUGGUUUCUCCAGUAGAUCUGCCACCUCUGCAGAUUCUUCCAGUGAGGGAGGAGGAGGUUCCUUUCCCAGGAUCAAGGCCACCGGACGAAAAAUUGCUCGGGCACUGUUCUGAGGAAACCAUACUGUUUUGCAGAAGCAAUGGUGAUUAUAUUGUUGGAUAUUAGCUAUCUUGAAUGGUGAUAGCCAUGUUGGAUUGAGACAAUGAUCUUGUAUGGUAAUUCAUCAUGCUUGGUCAGAAAGGAACAGCCCUGGGUUGUUUACUACACAGCUAUGUUAGACAACCACUUUGGAUUCCUGUGGGUAUUUUGGUAGAAGACAGGGAAAGGUAACAUUUCUCAUGGCUCCUAUCUUCUGAGUCUUACUAUUUGUGUCAUACUGUCACCCUUGACUCUUUUCUACUUGUCACACUCAGAAUGCAAGGGCCAGGGAAAGGCUUGAAAGGAGCUUGGCCUAGAGGCUCUGAAUACUAAGAAUGGGUGGAGGGAGGGGAGAAAAAGCAAGGUCUUACAGGGGCUCCCUUUCCAUGAUCCCCCACUCCCAGCCAGGAACUCCUGGGCUAUGACAACACUAAAACAAUAAACACACUACAUGAUCCUGA